ACUAUUAAAGCAUUGUUGGCUUUGUGUCAACUAUCACUCUCACUUACGAAAUACAAUCGUCAUAGACUUUUGUUGUCACAACGAUUUUUUACAAUUGCACGCUACGAUAGUGCAACAGCACGACGAUCCGACGGCGGUUUCGGCGAAAGCACCUCUACGAUGAAUUCCUAACCUCACUUUUUUACUGGUUCAGCGCAUCCAGCAACCAUGUAAACCGUCGAAAACAUUCCAAUGUAUCGUACAAGUCGAUCAUUCCACAUGGAGGGUGCAUUUACGUUCAUUUCUGCCAAGUGUUGAUGAAUCUCACAGAUUCAACCCUCGGAUUUGUCUCGAUGAGACUUCUCGCGAAGACGAGUCCGUACAUCGUAGAUUGGUAGUACCGGUACGCGGAGUCGAAUCUUCUGCUAAAUCGACAUCACCAUGUCUAAGAAGUCGAGGAAGUUGGUGACUAGGUUUCACCCUACCCACGGGUCAAAGAUUUUUUUCCACGAGAAUGGCACGGUAGCAUGUCGUACUUCUAGCUUUGCACACUCCCUGGUCUUCAGUGAGAAACCACUGCAGCUAGGUGAAAUCUUCCUGGUGGAGAUUGAAAAAACGGAAAGAGGAUGGAGCGGGAAUAUGCGACUUGGACUUACCAUGAUCGAUCCAGAUUCUGUAUACGAUAGGUUGCCAGAGUAUGCCAUGCCUGAUUUUGUCAGAUUGGGUAAUACGUGGAUAUUUGCCAUUGAUACGAAGACCCACCUUCCAUGGGUUAGAUCUGAACCUACAGCAGACACAAUUGAUGGUGAAGGAAUACCAUUCGGGGAUAAGAAACUGAUCACGGAUGGAAUUAAUGUGCAAACAUCUCGUGGAGUUAUUCCAUUCAAAGCUCUUAAACCUAAUGCAAUUGACACUAACUGUAUUCUUCCUACGGAUGCUGGUAGCCGUAUUGGGAUCAUGUAUGUGCCACAGGCUGACUCUGACAAGGCAGAGUUACACUUUAUAAUAAAUGGGGAAGACCAAGGAGUGUAUGGAAGGGAUAUACCUUACAAAGAAGGAUCCGUGUAUGUUGUAAUAGAUGUAUAUGGUGCUACCAAACAAAUCAGGAUAAUUCAACUGUAUAGGGAUGCACCAACACUGCAAAGUGUCUGUCGUGAUGCUAUACUACAGUAUACCAAGAAAAAUGCAGUCGAUUUGCUUCCACUUCCGCAGGUUCUGAAAGAUUAUUUACUGCACAAGUCAUAGUGAAGACUACGUCAUUCUAUCGCGUCUCUUGACUUUAUAUUUUACCAUUGCAGUUUCAAUACUCUCUAUUGAGAGUUUUUUCAUUCAUCCAUUACUUUAGGAAAAAAAAGAUAGUUCGUGCAACGAAAUUGCUUUUAUUUUUCCAAAUACAGUAGUGCCCACAUAAGUGACCAUGCUCGGGACCGACCGCGGUCACUUAUGUGGGCAUGGUUACUUUUGAGAAUUGAACAGAGAUAAGGAAAGAGGGUAAGUACGAGUGAGAUACAAUAGUUGGCACCUAAAACCAUAUAUACAAUGUAUCGAUAACGACAGGAAUCAAAUUACGCUUGACAUGCUCGAUGUUCGAAGCCGCUUGGCUUCUAAGAAUUUGUGGAGAUAACCGCGGACAAUUAUGUGGGCAAAAAUGCGGUCACUUAUGUGGGCACUACUGUAGUUGUUACUUUCUUUUGUACAGUUUACUGUGUAUGUAGUAUUUGUUAUUUACAUUACAAUUGUAAAUUGUCGUUUGUCAUUCGCAUAAGUGCUACAUUCUAACAUAUACAUAAUGUAAGAAAUCGUUGAUAGAGCACCCGCAAGUUCUGACAAACUGACGACCAGCAUCUUCAUUGUGUUAACGUGUAUUGCUACUACAUUUUACAGUUAACAAUCAUACGAUUCUCAUUAAACCUACUCUUUCAAACCAUAAAUAUAUCACUUCUUUUUACUCUUACAAUUCAUUGUAUUCAAUAAAGACUCUGUAGAAUUAAAUUGAGCGCACUGUUAACACAUGCAAAGA
This is a messenger RNA of Colletes gigas, 1999 nucleotides long. Its product is annotated as neuralized-like protein 2. Gene Ontology annotation, biological process: intracellular signal transduction. The transcript is spliced from 3 exons. Bases 421 to 1224 code for a protein of 267 amino acids. The record is from RefSeq and is a predicted model, not a curated record. NCBI's taxonomy places the organism in Eukaryota, Metazoa, Arthropoda, Insecta, Hymenoptera, Colletidae. Gene Ontology annotation, molecular function: ubiquitin protein ligase activity.